Molecule: messenger RNA, 7897 nt
Organism: Sceloporus undulatus (fence lizard)
Lineage: Eukaryota; Metazoa; Chordata; Lepidosauria; Squamata; Phrynosomatidae
Gene: GCC2
Product: GRIP and coiled-coil domain containing 2
Exons: 23
Coding region: 256-5268 (1670 amino acids)
Biological process (GO): late endosome to Golgi transport
Cellular component (GO): Golgi apparatus
Source: RefSeq, a predicted model, not a curated record
AAAGGAUAUAAACAUUUGUGUCUUUGACUUUAACAUGAACUCUCAACACAUCUAAGCACAUCUCCAAAAGCAUGUUUUAUAGCCUUAUAUACAAAAUGGACUCCAGAAAAGAUUCUGUUUAAUAUCAAUGGAUUAUCGCUUCACGGGUCUGAAUAACACUGAAGCAUUACUGAAAACCCAUCUUCCUAUAUUGUUGGGGACUCCUUCACUUUGGGAGCAGAACUCCAAGGAAAGCUGCAAGAUGGUGGUCAAGAAAUGGCAGGCUCUUCUUCCACAACUACAGCAGGGAAAUCAAAGCUGGAUACACUGUCAAAAGAAGAUCUUAUCAAAUUUGCAAAGAAACAAGUGAUGUUACUACAGAAAAUGAAGUCAAGAUGCACAGAACUAGAGAGAGAGAUUGAAGAGGUGAAAACAAAAUCUGCAGGAGGAACUGAUGAUAUUAUACAGGCUCUCACAGAGAGACUGGAUGCAGUUCUUCUGGAAAAAGCAGAAAUCCAACAGCAAUGCCUCGCUCUGAAAAAAGAGAAUGUGAAAAGACAACAAGAAGCAGAGGCUGCUCUGGCUAAAGAAGAAAAAUUGCAGAAGCAGGUUGCACAAGGGAACACUGCCUACCUGAAUGAAAUUGAAAGUCUUAAAAAUGAAAUUGCAACAUCACAAUCCAAACAUGCUGAAGCUAUAGCCACAUUGCAAAAGGAACUACAUACAGAACUGAAGAAACAAGAGAAGCUCACUGAACAGCUUGAAUGUUAUAGUAAUAGUCGUGAAAAAAUGAAAAAACUGCAGGAAGAGGUAGAUCAAACAAAAACCAUCUAUGAAGAGCAGGUAUUGGGUCUGCAGAAACAGUUGAAAGCUUGUGAUGAGGCUAAGAAGGAGGAAAUUGCCAAACUGGAAGAUGUUAUUGAAAGUAAUUCUCAGUAUCACCAAAAUGAAAUAAAUAAAUUAGAUGAAGAAUUAUCCAAACUGAAGACUGCUCACCAGAAGGAGUUGUCAGAGUUGAUACAUCAGUUUGAAACCACUGCUAAAGCACGUGAAGAUGAGCAAAACAAAUUAGAUCAGCUAAAGCAGGACUUAGUAGAAGAGUACAAGCUAAAAGAGAAAAACAUGCAGGAUGAAUUGCAUGCUUGUAAAGAGAAGUAUGACUGUGAAUUGGAAUACAUAAGGCAAACUUUGGCUAAAGAUGAAGAAAUGGAGACUAGAAGUGUAGAAUUGGAACCAGAAAUGGGAGAAAAGACCAGGCAAUUAGAAAACGCUUUAAAAGAAUUACAAUCUCAGCACAGUAUACUAAGAGAUGAAUUAACCUAUAUGAGUAACGUUAAGAUGAAACUGGAAGUGGAACUUCAACAGACAAAGGAUGAAUAUUUUCAUGAGAAGGAAGAUUUAGAGUUCAAAAUUAAUGAACUGCAACUUGCCAAAGAGGAUCACAGUUGUUUAACUGAAAAACUAAAAUCGGAGCUUCAAGCAGCUAGAGAACAACAUGAGAAAACUGCGAAAGAGAACAGCCAGGAAAUUCAAGAACUAGUAGAAAAGCAUAAAAGGGAGAUCUGUGAGAUUAAAGAAACAGUAUCAUCUACUUUAGAGGCAAAAAAUCAGUCCUUGGUUAUUGAAAUACAAAAUCUGAAAGAACACUGUCAGAGGCAUGUAGAGGAGAAAGAAGAAGCAAUUGCUAGUUAUGAAAGCUUGCGAGAAACUCUGGAGACUUUACAAACUGAGUUGGGGGAAUCAGCUGGUAAGAUAAGCCGAGAAUUUGAAUCCAUGAAGCAGCAGCAAGCUUCUGAUGUUGAUGAACUACAGAAGAAGCUUAGAGUGGCUUUCAAUGAGAAGGACGCUCUUCUUGAAACAGUGAAUCGUCUCCAGGAAGAGGUAGAACAGUUUUCCUCCAAAAGAGAAGAAGCAGAAGAACUGAGGCAUAAAAUAGAAGAACUUAAGGAACAGAAUGAGAGACUUGUUAUUUCUCUUCAGCAGAGAGAAGCCUUUAUAAAAGAAUUGGAAGAGAAGGAGAGGGAGCUCUUCUCACAGAACAGUAGUAUCUGUGAUGAAAUGAAGUACUCUGCUGAGAAAAUAGAAAACCUCCAAGAAAAAUGUGAUGUGGAGAAAGCGAUGGCUGUGAAACUUCAACAACAGACUGAAGCUCUUAACCUUUGUAACCAUGUGUUAGAACAACAGGCAGCAGAAUUAAGAGAGAAACUGGAAAGUGCUUCGGUGGAACAAGAAAAAAACCAGCAAAAGCUGCGGGAAUUCUCGCAACAAAUUGAAGCCCUUCAGCAAGAGAAAGUAUGUCUUUUGUCAGAAUUAGAGAGUUUGCAUGGUGAGAAUAUUAAAAUAAAAGAAGAAAGAGAGAUAGCAAUGGAAAGCAUUGCCUCUGAAAAAGUGGACUGGCACAUCUCUAAAGAGAAAGCAGAUUGCUUAGAAAUGGAACUGCAAACAGCCUGUAAAGAAAAAGACCAUUUGACUAAGCUGCUUGAUGAGGAAAAGGCCUUCAAAUCACUCAUUAUGAGUCAGCUGCAUGUCCUUCUUGAGAGGAUGGGCUCUAAAUAUCCAGAGGAAAACGACAGAGAUGAUGUUUUUGGUAUACUGGAAGCUAUAAACAAAUUCUUGGAAAAUAUGAAACAGGAAGAACAAAAUAUGACUUCGCAGAAGGAUGAAAAUGUUAUUCUACGGCAGGAGAUGCAGCGGCUUCAGGAAGAAAGUGAGGCUGAUUGUAUGGAACUUAGAUCUCGACUGGAUGAUUAUGAAAAAGAAAAGCGCCUUUUAAACAAGGAGUUAGAAGGGGCUCUCUCAGAAAAAGAAGCCCUCCAACUAGAUAUCCAAGAGUUAAAGCACACCAGUGAAAAAGUCAGGAAUGAGAAUCAAGAACUUCUUGCCCGAAUUGGACAAAUGUGUGAACAACUUGAACUUCAUGAAAGCAAAACAAAAGAGCAAGAAGAAAAAUUGGAAGAAGAGCGAAAAACAUUAAGCUUAGCCGUGGAGCAAAAAGAAAUGGAGCUGAGAAGUGUACAAGCUGAACUUUCUUUGCUAAAGGUUUCUGUGGAAGGCUCUUCAGCUAAUGUUGACCAACAGUCAUCAGAAACACACAAAAUAGAAAAUUUGGAAAAACAUCUGAAAGAGAAGGAAGAAAAAUUAAACAAAAUUAAAGCAGUUGCUGUAAAAUUGAGGAAAGAAUUGGAUUCUAGCAGGAAAGAGGUACAGACACUUAAAGAAGAACUGGCAUUGUCACAGUCAGAGAAGGAGCAACUAUCUACCUCGAUGGGAGACAUUAUUCAAGGAGCUGAGAGCUAUAAGAAUCUUUUACUAGAGUUUGACAAACAAGCAGAACAGCUGGAUUUUGAAAAGGAGCGAGCUCGUAAUUUUGAACGGCAAGUUGAUGACCUUACAAGACAGCUGGAGAAUUCAACUCAGCAGCAAGACCAGUGCCGCUCUGCUAAUGAAGAUCUCUUGGCUCGUAUUGAGACUCUACAGACUAACACAAAGCUUUUAGAAAGCCAGCUAUUAGAAACACAGAGAUCCAAAGCAAAAGUUGAUAAAGAACUUGAAGCAGAAAAACUUCUAAAAGAACAAAAAAUUAAGGACCAUUCUAAUGCUGUAAAAGAAGUUGAAGAACUCCAGGUACAGCUCCAGAAAGAAAAGAGACAUCUUCAAAAAGUGUUAGAAGAGUUGGAAUUGGCAAAGAAGGAUGCACAGAAAAGUACAUUGAUGGACAUGGAAAUAGCUGAUUAUGAACGUUUUGUAAAAGAACUUAAUCAGAAAAUUGCUGACAAAAGCAGCAGAAUUGAAGACCUUGAACAAGAGAUUAAAAUUCAAAAACAAAAGCAAGAAACUCUACAGGAAGAAAUCAAGUCAUUUCAGGGUACUAUACAACAGUAUGAGGAAAAGAAUACCAAGAUCAAACAGCUACUGGUGAAAACAAAAAAAGAAUUGGCAGAUUCAAAGCAAGCAGAAAAUGAACUACUUAGACUUCAAGCAUCAUUAAAAGGAGAAUUGGAAGCAAGUCAGCAGCAAGUGGAAGUUUAUAAGAUUCAGUUGGCUGAGAUAACCUCAGAAAAACACAAAAUUCAAGAACACCUUCGGACUUCCCUAGAGCACCACCAGCGGGUUCUGAAUACUUAUCAGCAGAAACUGACAGCUUUCCAAGAAGAGUGCAGUGCAGCAAAGGCAGAACAUGCUGCUGUUACCUCUGAAUUUGAGAGCUAUAAAGUCCGUGUACAUAAUGUUUUAAAACAGAAAAUCAAAAGUUCCCAAUCUGACACUGAUGUGACAAAACAAGAAAGAGAACAAAUGGAAAAGGUAAUGGACCAACUAAGGAUCAAAUUACAAGACACUCAGCAUAACUUACAAAUUAAUGUAACUGAACUGCAGGCAUUACAAUCUGAACAUGACACCCUGCUGGAAAGACACAAUAAAAUUCUUCAGGAAACUGUGGCAAAAGAAGCAGAGCUCCGAGAAAAGCUCUGCACAGUACAGUCUGAAAACAUGGUGAUGAAGACAGAACAUGCACAGAUUGUGAAUCAGCUGACAGCCCAAAAUGAAGCUCUUAGGAACAGCUUCCGUGAUCAAGUCAGACAUCUACAAGAAGAGCACAGGAAAACAGUGGAAACAUUACAACAGCAACUGUCCAAAGUAGAAACUCAGCUAUUUCAACUCAAAAGUGAAGCAAACACCAAAAGCCCUCCUGCUUCCAGCCUACCAGCGAAGAACUUGCGAGAACGGAAGAACACCGACCUUCCUCUUCUUGACGUCCACACUGUAGCUAGGGAGGAGGGUGAAGGAAUGGAAAUGACUGACACAGAGUCUGUAUCAUCUACUAGUACCCACAUACCAUCCUUAGAACAGCUUCUUAAUACGCCAGAAACAAAAUUCGAACCUCCACAGUGGGAAGCAGAGCUCACAAAAGAACAAUUGAUCCAGAAAUUAAAUACCACAUCAAAGAGUGCUGAUCAUUUAAAUGGGUUGCUUCGUGAAUCAGAAGCAACCAAUGUAAUUCUAAUGGAACAAAUAAAGCUUCUUAAAAGUGAAAUAAGGCGUUUAGAAAGGAACCAAGAACGAGAGAAAUCUGUUGCCAAUCUGGAAUAUUUGAAGAAUGUCCUGUUACAAUUUAUAUUUCUAAAGUCAGGUAGCGAAAGAGAGAGACUUCUUCCUGUCAUAGAUACCAUGUUGCAGCUGAGUCCAGAAGAGAAAGGAAAACUUGUUGCAAUUGCUCAAGGUGAAGAGGAGAGCACAUCACAGCCAUCUGGGUGGGCAUCAUAUUUGCACAGCUGGUCUGGACUCCGAUAAUAUUCUAUAUUUAUUGAAACAUUCAGAAUCUGGAAUUGCACUGGGAGGAACACUGAAGAAUGAACCAUAUAUAUGUGUAGCAAGGGUAACUCUUAUUGAUUCUUCUGUUGAUUAUUUUAUAUCUGAUUUUGACUUAAUAUCUGGAGAAUAAUAUACCAGUAGUCUGGGUGCAGAUUCUCUCCUCUGUUUAUUUUGCUAUAGGUGUAGGAACUCUGAUGCAGCUAUUCAGGUUUCUUUUAUUCAGGUUCCCUCUCCCCUAUUAGAGGAGGCAGAUUAGUACACAUAUCCUCUUCUGUCUUUGAAGCCCCUUCCCCUGGAAAUGAGUCUGUAAGUUUGCACAUAGAAAAUUUUGCAACUACCUUGGAACUCUGGAUGUGGUAGUAUCUCACUUCAGGAAACAUAUUUUUUUAUUUGUCUAAAAAAGGUGAGCUAUGCAAUUUAGUGAUCAAUGAUAAGGAUAAACUCAAUUCGUAAAUCCAAACAUAUGAUUUUGAUUUUCUUUUCUUCCUCAGCAUUGGUCCUUUAAUGCCCCUCCCCCCACACCACAUAAAUAUUUUACUUAGCAAGGUACCUGAACACAUUCUUUUCGACUUGGUUAUUCAUCUCAAAGCAAGAGACAAAUACAAAAAUGAAGUCUUUGGCUCUCUGCCCUACAUUCAAUUUAUUCAACACUAGGAAUGUUGCCAAACUUACUUAGUGAUUCCUCCAGCUAAUAAGGUAAUGUCUAGUGCAUAGGACAUUGCUGUGUCAGAUCCUUCAGAAUGUGUACUAAAUCGCUAGUUAAUAAGUACUGGAGACAAGCUGCUUUAAUAACUUUAAAAACAAAGCAAAAAGCUUCACAUAAAGUGUAAUAGGGCAUUGUGUUCUGAUGCUUAAACACCUAUUGACACAGUUGUAUUAGUCUAGUCAUAAGGGCUAAAGAUAGAAUGGAGGAGAUCAAGUAAUAGAAUAGCUUGAUGUAGGUUGUGAAUCUUAAAUGGAAUGAGUAGUAGUCAUCAGUUUGAGCGCUUUGUGAAAACAAGCAGGAGUGUUAAACUUCUAGUUAUAUGCUUGAUCUCUGAACUCUGAUUCAGCAUUUCAUCUCUCUUCAUAUAAAAUGGAGAUGCAGAAGUGUAUAGAGCAGGAUCCAGAUUUAUUCAUACAGUAGACCAAGGAUGAGAAUCGUGUAGCCUUCCAGAUAUUGAACUGAAGCUUCCAACACUUGUUGUUUUUAGCUAUGCUGUCUGCAGCAGCUGGGACUUGCAGUUCAACAGCAUUUAGAUGGCCACACAGUUAGCACUGCUGGAGUGGACUUACUGAAAUUUAGUCAUGAGUAAUGUAAGUCUCAUUUUUUUCAGUGCACCUACUUAAACAUAACUAAGGCUAGAUAGAUCUAACAACUGUUUGCACAGUACUUUCUGCUCUCUCCUGCUUUCCCAUAAAUGCUAGGAGUCAUAUUCCUUCCUCACACCAAUACAUGAAUUGGAUUGAGAAAAAGGAAAUCUGGAUGAAAUUGUUGGUCAGCUGAUUAAGUCAGAACUGCUUUUUUGAAAUUGCUUUUAUGCAGUGGAGUGGAGAUUUCAAUGUAUAUACAUUGAUGCUACUUACAAACUCAUUCCAAUGCAGUCAAGGUACAAGUGACUACUUAGGGCAGUUACUCAUUCGCAUAGAUAAAAAGAAUUGAUAAGGAAGUGCUAGUAACUCAGAGAAGGAAUGUAAAUGGCAAAUCUAGUGUAGAGGUAUUUAGGAGUCUUUUGUCUAGGCUAAUAAACGUGUUUUGUAAUCCACUACUUGAACACGUAUUUUCAGAUACAAGAAUAGCAUAGCAGACUACACUAGGUCUUUCAAUGUAACAUGAAACCAUAAACUUGCAGCUACUGCUAAUCCACCAAUUUAAUUUUUACUGUUAUAUUGACCUACCUUGAAAACAACUGGAAGGUGAGCUCAUUUUAGGCAUAUGAAACCUUUUAAGUAUUUGUCAUCAGUAAUGACAAGUGCACAAUUUAAUUUAUUAUAUCAGAAAUGUCUUUGUGCCACUUUUAUAGCACAGGCAGUAAGGGGAGGAUAUCUGAUUUAUUGCAGCAUCUGUAAUUGUCAUAGACGCACAGCGACAUCUGCACUGACUUUUCAAAAUACAGCCAUUUUACCUUUUGUCAUCAAGUGUUAAUUUCACUGCAAGCAAUGUUACUGGAAUUUCUUUUUUUAAAUCCUACAAGGAUAGCGCCGAGGGUCAGAUAUUCUGGGAUAUGCCCUGUCAUAUACUUCUACAUGUUUAAACUCAGCAGGAAAAUAUCUUUGCACUUUCUUUAAAAGUUCACUUUUCCUGAAGUGGUACCUGAACACUGGCUACUGAUGGAAAAUAAUUUCUCUGUCUGCACAAUAUUGUUAAGAAGCUGUGACAAAGCAAACAUUUUGUCUUUUUAGUCAUUUCAAAGCCUAUUUUGUUGUUCCAAACUGUGAAUAAAUUAUGCAUAUAGUUUACUUUUGUUACUUUACAAUUUUAAAUGUAUAUUCAGUAUAUUAAUUAAAAUACUAUACUUGCAAAUGUAACAUUUUAACAUGCUCUAAACAACCUUUUACUACACAGAAAGUUUAGAAAUCUGGGCAACGGGUGGAGAAUUCAGAUUAAAAUGAAAAGUACAAAACAUGA